UUCAAGAUGGACGCGCUCAGUGCAUCAUAUUUUGUGCGUCGAUGACGAAAAACUUGUCAAGUUAAUAUUAAUGCUGAGGUCUAACUGAAAGCAACGACUCGGGUCGUUACGCACGUUAGAACCACCUCAAUCUCAACCACUCGUUGUGUUGCAGUCGCCGAAUCGGCACUUCGUGCCGUCUGGCCAAGAUGAACGAAAUCGCCAAGCUCGAGUAUUUGUCUCUGGUGUCAAAAAUUUGUACAGAAUUGGACAACCAUUUAGGAAUCAAUGAUAAAGACAUGGCCGAGUUCAUCAUUGACCUGGCUGACAAAAACAACACGUUCGAGUCGUUCAAGAAGGCUUUGCAAGAAAACGAAGCGGAGUUUUCAGAUUCAUUCGUGGCGAACUUGCUACGUAUCAUCCAGCACAUGAGGCCGAAGAAGGCGGGAGCUACAUCUAAAGAAGGUUUUGAGGAUAAGCCGAAGACCGAGCUGGAUAUGAAGCGUGAACGAUUUCCAUUUUUAGCACUUCCAAAUGACCCCAACGUCAAUAAAUUACUCGAAGAAGAUGUCAAAGUGGCAUCGGAUGCCUUCGCACAGCUUGAGGCGUUGGCUCCAGCUGCCAGAAAAAAGGAUGCUGAUGAUGAGAAGCGCAGCCAAAAUCAUGAACGAACAAGCGAGAAGUCAAGUAGGUCUCGAAGACAUAAGUCACGGUCCCGGUCUCGAAGUCCAGUUGCACGAUCAUCAAGACACAAGUCACGUUCCCGCUCCAAGAGCCCAUACUCGAAACGAUUUUCAAGGCACAGAUCACGCAGUCGUAGCCGAGACCGAAACCGUGACCGCAACCGGGAUCGCAGCAGGGACCGAAGGAGAUCUCGGUCGAGGGAACGACACCACGGGUCUAGCCGCAAGGACAGGAGCGCUGUGCCCGUGUCUCCCGAUCCCGUCGUAGGACAGAUAUACAAUGGCAAAGUCACCAACAUCAUGCAGUUUGGAUGCUUUGUUCAACUAGAAGGGCUGCCUAAACGAUGGGAAGGUCUCGUUCACAUAUCGCAGCUGAGAAGAGAAGGUCGUAUCACCAAUGUAGGAGACGUGGUCACCAGAGGGCAGCGUGUUAAGGUCAAAGUGCUGUCUUUCACUGGCCAGAAAACCAGUCUCUCCAUGAAGGACGUGGAUCAAGACACUGGGGAGGAUCUCAAUCCAGUGCGACGAGCGGGUGACACAGAUAACACCGAGUCGGCCCGCAACCCAGAUCGACCUUGUUCAUUGCCUCUUCUGACCCGCCCCGACGACGAUGACGUUGAUAAUCGUCGGCGUGUCCAAAGGAUCUCCUCACCCGAGAAGUGGGAAAUCAAACAGAUGCUGUCUGCAAAUUGUAUAGACAAAUCUGAGCUCCCCGACUUUGACGAGACAACUGGCUUGUUGCCCAAAGAAGAUGAUGACGAGGAAGACUUGGAGAUUGAAUUGGUUGAAGAAGAACCACCUUUCCUGAGAGGUCAUGGAAGGUCAAACCUGCAAGACCUAAGCCCUGUGAGGAUUGUCAAGAACCCGGAUGGUUCACUGGCUCAAGCAGCCAUGAUGCAGUCUGCACUUGCCAAAGAACGCCGGGAACAGAAACAACAACAGAGAGAAGCAGAAAUGGACUCCAUUCCUGCAGGCCUAAAUAAGCACUGGAUUGAUCCCAUGCCUGAUGCGGAUGGACGGACGCUGGCCGCCAAUAUGCGGGGCAUUGGCCUGAUGACCCAGGAGCUGCCAGAGUGGAAAAAGCAUGUGACCGGCGGUGCCAAGGCUUCGUAUGGCAAAAAGACACAGAUGACCAUAUUGGAGCAGAGGCAGUCACUUCCCAUCUACAAGCUCAAGGACGAACUGGUUAAGGCUGUUAUGGAUAACCAAAUUCUGAUCGUCAUUGGCGAAACGGGCUCGGGAAAGACGACACAGAUCACGCAGUUGGCAGAAGCUGGCUUCACAACAAGGGGAAAGAUAGGCUGCACUCAGCCGAGGCGUGUGGCGGCCAUGUCUGUGGCCAAGAGAGUGGCCGAAGAAUUUGGUUGCCGACUGGGACAAGAGGUUGGCUACACAAUUCGGUUUGAAGACUGCACCAGCCCAGAGACACAAAUAAAGUACAUGACAGAUGGUAUGCUACUGCGGGAAUGCCUUAUCGACUUGGACUUGCUUUCCUACUCCAUCAUCAUGCUUGACGAGGCCCACGAGAGGACCAUACACACCGACGUCUUGUUCGGCCUCCUAAAAAAUGCAGUCAAGAAAAGGCCGCAGUUGAAGCUGAUCGUUACAUCAGCCACUCUGGACGCUGUAAAAUUCUCACAGUAUUUCUUUGAAGCGCCUAUAUUCACCAUUCCGGGAAGGACGUUUCCUGUUGAGAUCCUCUACACAAAGGAGCCAGAGACGGACUACUUGGAUGCCUCGCUUAUCACAGUCAUGCAGAUUCAUCUGACAGAACCUCCCGGUGACAUAUUGCUCUUUCUGACUGGUCAAGAAGAAAUCGACACUGCCUGCGAGAUCUUGUACGAGCGAAUGAAGUCCCUUGGACCCGACGUUCCCGAACUUAUUAUUCUGCCUGUGUACUCUGCACUGCCCAGUGAAAUGCAAACCAGGAUAUUUGAGCCUGCAACUCCAGGCUCCAGAAAGGUCGUGAUUGCUACUAACAUUGCUGAAACGUCGCUGACGAUUGAUGGAAUCUACUACGUCGUGGACCCAGGCUUUGUCAAGCAAAAUGUCUACAACCCAAAAACUGGCAUGGAUUCCCUUGUGGUCACACCUAUCUCGCAGGCCCAGGCCAAGCAGCGGGCUGGUCGGGCAGGCCGCACAGGGCCUGGCAAGACGUACCGCCUGUACACGGAGCGAGCCUACCGAGACGAGAUGCUUACAACACCCGUGCCAGAGAUCCAGCGAACGAACCUGGCCUCCACCGUGCUCCAGCUGAAGGCUAUGGGCAUCAACGACCUGCUCUCCUUCGAUUUCAUGGAUGCUCCCCCCACUGAGACUCUCAUCAUGGCUUUGGAGCAGCUGCAUUCCCUCAGUGCAUUGGACAACGAGGGACUGCUCACCCGCUUGGGGCGAAGGAUGGCGGAAUUUCCUUUGAGCCCCAACUUGGCCAAGAUGUUGAUUAUGUCCGUUCACCUGGGUUGCAGCGAGGAGAUCCUCACCGUGGUGUCCAUGCUUUCAGUGCAGAAUGUGUUCUACAGGCCUAAGGACAAACAAGCACUGGCUGACCAGAAGAAGGCCAAGUUCAACCAGGCGGAGGGCGACCACCUGACUCUGCUGGCCGUCUACAACUCCUGGAAAAACAACAAGUUCUCCAAUGCGUGGUGCUACGAAAACUUUGUCCAAAUUCGGACCCUCAAGAGGGCGCAGGACGUGCGCAAGCAACUACUUGGAAUCAUGGACAGGCACAAGCUAGAUGUAGUGUCCUGUGGCAAGAACACAGCACGUGUGCAAAAGGCAGUUUGCAGUGGCUUCUUUCGGAAUGCUGCCAAAGACCCUCAGGAGGGAUACCGGACACUUGUGGACGGCCAAGUUGUCUACAUCCAUCCGUCCAGCGCUCUCUUCAACCGCCAGCCGGAAUGGGUUGUAUACUACGAGCUGGUGCUGACAACGAAGGAAUACAUGCGAGAGGUGACAACCAUUGACCCCAAGUGGCUGGUAGAGUUUGCAUCUUCCUUCUUCAAGUUCGCCGACCCAACCAAGCUAAGCAAGCACAAAAAGCAGCUGCGCCUCGAGCCACUCUACAACAAGUACGAGGAGCCUAACGCAUGGAGAAUAUCCCGUGUGCGCCGCAGACGCAACUAAAACAUAUGCCACUCGUCAAGAAACUUUGCCACUGCUUGCAAAGAACAGCUGUGGCUUCUUGACCAGUUAUGCUGUGCCACUUGCAUUCGGGUGAUGUACUGAAAGCACAGACUAUGUGUGCCUUUGUGUAAAUAUGAUGCGAAUUACCGUGUGUCAUGCUUUUCAGGUUUGACGAAGAAGGGUACUUCGGUUAUGUGCUCGCUGGAAUGUGUUGCAUAGCUGUUUUGGACAAACCUUGUCUAUUGUAUUUCCUGGAGAAACUGUUUUCUUUUUCACCACAGGUUUAUGUGCUUUAUUUUAAUUAGACUUAUUCGAAAAGUGAAUUUAUGUUUCAAAGCGAAUUUGAAGCGAAUAGUGAUCUCGUUCGAAUAAGUUCGAAUCGAAUUCAAAUAGUAUAUAUCGCAUAUUAUAAAUAAAAAUGGGCAUAUUUGUCAAUACCCAACUAACAUCCACAUUAUUAUUUUUUUAAUUGAAACAAGGCCUGUGCAAAUGCUUUUUUUUCUUUUGCAUCAAGAAAAGCAGAAACAAUUUUGAAUAGCAGCAGUAUUUUACCUUCAGUAGAACGCAAGGGAUAGCCGAAAAGGCGUGUUAAUUUUAAAAAUUUACUAUACUCAGAGCAUAUAAGUCGGUAUAACAAGCUUUUAAACUGAUGCAAUGGGCAUGAUGAGUUGAUGUGAGGGUCGGUUUCGUGUUUGGGAAAACCUUAUUCUCGUUGUUAAGGUAAUAUGUUCAUUUACAAGGGUACUGAUAUUAAAUUUCAAAAUCAAGAUGUGUCCUUCAUGUGAUUUCUCAGUAUGCAUAGGUCUUCUUGGCCAAAUUUAAAUGGCAUCCAUUGGGUGUAAGUUACUUUAUUUCGAUGGCAAACAGCGUGUGAAAGCUCAACAGGAAAUUUAGUGCCCUGAAACUUCGACAUUAGUGCUACAUGUUCGGUGUAAUACAUUCGACACAUAUCAUCCUGGGUAACAAUGCGCUAGUAACGAUGAUGCUUCAAUCUAUGUGUUCUUAUCAUAGUGCCGACACCUAGAAACACUCUCACUCUUCAUGUUUGAUUUUUGUCGCACUGCUUUGAAUAAUUUUACAACUACAAAUUUUAAACGACCAAUAAAAGAAAAGAAAAUAGCAUGAUUCGACAUGCGUGCUACAGUCAGUAUGAAGGGGAACCGUUGGGAGCUGCAGUCGUCUGGUUGGAUGCACGAAAAAAGCACUAUGAGUGGGUUGUUUCGUUACACAUGUGGUGCGGGAUCACAUGCUAUCAAAGUGAAGUAGCGUAUAGAUAAAUGUCAUUGCUAACAAGAAACACGCGGGUAUCAUUAAUAGUGAACUCCAAUUCAUCUGUAGACAAUUUUGUGCUCACGUAAUAUUGGGUUACUGCCGCUGUAACCGUGAGAGGCCGGAUAGGUGGGGCCAUCUGGAGUCGCAGAGAAGAGCCUGGAAAACACAGAAUUGUUAUUUUAGAAACCUAACCCAUUCUAUUGCGUUGCUGGCGUGCGUUCUCUAGAGCGGUAUUCUAUAGACCCCUUUGCAUAUACUGGAAUGCUAUACACACCAAAACUCCCCAACAUAGCAAUAAUUGUGACACACGAGCGAGCAUGACUGAAGCAUGUGGCCCCAGGCACAUCCUCAUUGCUACUUGGAUCAGCGUACAUUUUGUAAUCGCUGUUCUGCAAAGAAAUGAUCGAAGCAAAAAUGAUUCGCGGCAUCGUGAAUCGCAGCGAUUCCAAGCUCUAGACAAUCGUAUUGAACUCUAGCUGACACUUUUGACAGUGACGAUUGCAACGCUGGUGACAAGGCAUGAAUGAAUGUGUACGCCUAGCAGACGAAAUGUUAGCAGAGCAGCUGAGCCUCAUGUCACUCUUUUUUGUGAAAGAAGUGGUCAGCUUGGGAGUGAUCUGGAGGUGACCGCAAGGAAGCGCUGCCAGCGCAAAAAUGGCAGGCUUUCCGCCAGUUUUGAAUCUGCUAGAUACUGGUGAUAUAAAACAAUAAAAUAGAUGGCUAUUCGUUCCUCGGUUGCAAUUUGGGUCGUGACUCGCUACUAGGAGGUUGUUAAUUACUCGUGGAUGCAAAACUCUUGACAUGAGUACUUUUGACGUCAGCUGCAAUGCGAGUUCCCCUUAAGUAUGUGUUUUCACGGCUUAGCACUGCUUCACUGCAGUGAAACCAUCUUCACAGGAGGUUACAUGCGGACUAAUAUAUACACUUAUUUGCUCAUUUCAAAUACCUCUAAAUUUUCAACAAUUUAGGUUUGAAUCGAAGUGAGUUCGAAUACUGUACUAUUCGUUCGAAUAUUCCCACAAGCCUACUUUUAAUGUAACUUGAUCUUUUUGACUGCCAGGACUCCUCCACAGAAAAUCCUAGAACAGCACUCGUACAAAACAAAAUUGGAAAAUUCAUAUUUUCAAAUCCUUGCGCUCGAUGCGCCAAUGGGUACAACUGCUACUUGAGCAUACCUGGGUGAUCAUUUCCAGUGCUGGCACUUACUCAGCAUGAGUACUGUUAACUGCUUCGAUUCACUUGUACUCAAUAACUGACCCUGUGAAAAUGGCACACAUGUUAGCCUGUCUUGUAACUGUUGUGUUUGUGUUGCAUAGUGUGUAAAUAUGGCUGUAAAUAUAUAACUUGACAUUAAAUAUGACCCUUUGUCUGACACUUA
Messenger RNA from Rhipicephalus microplus (southern cattle tick), 6435 nucleotides. It is a transcript of the gene pea, whose product is annotated as ATP-dependent RNA helicase pea. Gene Ontology annotation, biological process: mRNA splicing, via spliceosome; spliceosomal complex disassembly. Gene Ontology annotation, molecular function: ATP binding; RNA helicase activity; RNA binding. NCBI's taxonomy places the organism in Eukaryota, Metazoa, Arthropoda, Arachnida, Ixodida, Ixodidae. The record is from RefSeq and is a predicted model, not a curated record. Gene Ontology annotation, cellular component: catalytic step 2 spliceosome; intracellular anatomical structure.